AUGGAAGUCGACGAGCGAAAUGCUACAGUACACUCCCCGUCGCCGGUAGCCGAAGUUGUGGUGGUGAUGGUGCCAUUCGUAGCUCAGGGCCAUCUCAACCAGCUCAUACACCUUUCCCGCCUUAUAUCCACCUACAAAAUCCCCGUCCAUUUCGUAACCACCACCACCCACAUCCGCCAAGUGCGCUCCCGCUUCCACGAUUUCAUUUCACGCUCCGCCGCUUCCAACCUCAUCCACUUCCACGCUCUCCCAACUCCUCCCUUCACUUCUCCUCAUCCCAACCCGUCCAGCCGGUUUCCGUCUCACCUACAACCCGCUUUCGAAUCAAGUCUCCAUCUCCGCCGCCCAGUCGCCGACCUCAUAUUAUCUCUCUCUAGCUCCACAACGAGAGUCGCUGUCAUCCAUGAUUUUAUGAUGUCCUACGUCGUUCAAGACGUGAAAGCGAUACCAAAUGCCGAGACUUACAUCUUCAGACCCCUAUCCGCUUUCCAUACCUUCUGGCUAACCUGGGAGAGAUUGAGCAGACCCUUCCCGGUGGACCCGGGAAUGCUAAAACGGCUCCCGUCUGCAGAUGGAUCUUUGUCGCCGGAGUUUAAAGAAUUCGUUAAACAACAGUUACCCCAUGUCGGUUAUCACGUCGGAGAGUUAUACGACUCAUCAAGAGCCAUCGAAGGUGAAUAUCUUGAAUAUUUAGAGAGAGAAGAGCUGAACGACUAUAAGAAGCUUUGGGCAAUAGGGCCGUUUAAUCAUGCUGACAGAACAUCUUUUACCGUUUCCAAAAACCAUCACAAAUGCUUGCAAUGGCUGGACCUACAGCCUCCUACCUCCGUCGUAUAUGUGUCUUUUGGGACAACAACAACCUUCACUGACGAACAAAUUACAGAGCUUGCCAUUGGGUUAGAGAGAAGCCAGCAGAGGUUUAUCUGGGUGGUUCGAGCGGCGGACAAAGGGGAUGUGUUUGAGGAUGAAGCUAAAAUGGCGGAUUUGCCGGAAGGGUUUGAAGAGAGGGUGGAAGGGCGGGGAUUGGUGGUGCGGGGGUGGGCACCGCAGACGGAGAUUUUGGGUCAUGUUGCAACCGGUGGGUUCAUGACUCAUUGUGGGUGGAACUCCUGUACAGAGAGUAUAUCAAAUGGCGUGCCAAUGGCUACUUGGCCAAUGCAUUCUGAUCAGCCACGUAACGCGUUUUUGAUGACUGAUGUUCUUAGAAUUGGAUUGGUGGUGAAAAAUUGGGAACAUAGAGAUGAGUUGGUGACGUCGGUGGUGGUGGAAGAUGUUAUUAGGAGAUUAAUGGAUUCGAAGGAAGGGGAGGACGUGAGGGAGAGAGCGGUGGAAUUGGCGGACACAGUGAAGAAGUCGGUGGUGGAGGGUGGUGAAUCUAGUAAGGAGACUGAUUCGUUCAUUUCCUACAUAAGCAGGCAUGGAUAG
Molecule: messenger RNA, 1425 nt
Organism: Lactuca virosa
Lineage: Eukaryota; Viridiplantae; Streptophyta; Magnoliopsida; Asterales; Asteraceae
Source: the annotation of a GenBank genome assembly